Molecule: messenger RNA, 1161 nt
Organism: Xenopus laevis (African clawed frog)
Lineage: Eukaryota; Metazoa; Chordata; Amphibia; Anura; Pipidae
Product: sister chromatid cohesion protein PDS5 homolog B-A-like S homeolog
Exons: 12
Coding region: 77-997 (306 amino acids)
Source: RefSeq, a predicted model, not a curated record
GAAAGAUUUAGGAAUUUUCUUUCUGUUUCCCUUAUUAAUCCUGAGAGAGACUCCGAGGAGCUGACGAGCUUCUGCCAUGGGGACCCUGCGAUUCCUGCUGUUAUGGGGGUGUCUGACCCUCCUGCUGCCCCUGAUGGUUCCUGCCCAUUCCCAGACCAGACAAGGGGAUAAUUUGGAUUCAGUCAAGAGGCAAAUCUCCAAAAAUGAUCGUCACACAAACAGAAGGAAUGAAAAUAAGGAGGUGACGCGUCGCACUUGGGCCUUUUCUGCUGAACAGGACCUUACCAAACUCAAACUGUCGAAACCUCGCCCUGGAUACUUAUCUUCUGUAUCAGUCCUAGACACCCCCAAUAUACUGGAUUUAUCCAAAACUUCCCUGGAGAAUAUACGGAGAAAGAGGCAAUCUAAUGGGAAGAAGAAUGGAAAGCCUAGGAAGCCGUGUCCUGGCUGCUACUCUCCCAUGGCAAGGCCACAGAGACAGAAAAGGGAUUUAUCCAAAACUUCCCUGGAGAAUAUACGGAGAAAGAGGCAAUCUAAUGGGAAGAAGAAUGGAAAGCCUAGGAAGCCGUGUCCUGGCUGCUACUCUCCCAUGGCAAGGCCACAGAGACAGAAAAGGAAAAGUAGAAACAAGGAUGUGACUAAUAACCCUCCUGAGAUGUGCGCGGGCUGCUUUCACCCCCUGGCGCGAUCAUUAAAGCCGAAGGACUUGGAGGAGCGUGAGCCACCCAGGAAAAGGGGGCAUAAAAAACCAAAGGACAGGAAGAAAGGACCCCCAACCCGUGGCCUGGCGAGAUCCAAGAAGCACGAGAAAGAAGAUUCCACAGGCAGAAGAAGAGAGCGAGAAAGAGAGGAACACCUCCCUGGAUCACUAUCAUUUUCAAUGUCCUUGGAAGAGCCAAGGAGACCCCAUGGGCACCACAAGAAAGAGAAGCAUGGAAAGCACCGGAAGAACCAUCACCAUGAGCAUUCCGAUGGGAAGGAUGAAAAGGAGGAGUGAGAGCGGCGCCAGGGACUGGGAUAGAGAGGAAACCAAAACCACUGGGCAUUGGCCUCCUUCUCCCUGUAUCCUCUCCUAGCAAGCUGCCUCCUGUGUAUUACCCACAAUCCUCUCAACUGACGGUUGCACAAUCUGCUCAGGCUCCUCCCUGUUCUCUCCUAGCA